Tilletiaria anomala UBC 951 is the source of this 632-nucleotide messenger RNA. RefSeq lists its product as uncharacterized. NCBI's taxonomy places the organism in Eukaryota, Fungi, Basidiomycota, Exobasidiomycetes, Georgefischeriales, Tilletiariaceae. Bases 151 to 582 code for a protein of 143 amino acids. The transcript is spliced from 3 exons. The record is from RefSeq and is a predicted model, not a curated record.
UGGCUUAACUAGACCGUCAAAUACUGGAUUCACCCGUUCGAGAUGUUGUUCCGCGAGCCCAUCAUCCUUUGAUUGGCGCUGCUUUCCGGCUUCUCUGACAUGUGCGUUUGAUAAGGAGGCCGUUCCAAAACGCCUUGCAAACGACGCUCUAUGGUUAUUUUCGCACGGCUGCUUACUACCAGGCUCAUCUUCAUUCUCUGCGGCAACCGGUUGACCCCGGUAGAUUCCAUCUAUCAUGAACCUCACGUCUUUCCUUCAACCGAAUAUCUUACCUCGCCGCAUUUUCUAGAAUGCCUCAUCGCAAACUCGCCCAACCACGCUUGUAUCACCAGCUUCAAGUCACCGACUAUGUCGCUGGGUGGCGCUGUCCCGUCAUUCUGUACUAGUACCUCUUCUCCUCAUCGCACUUUCUCCCCCGCACAGCCGCGCCUCUUGGGGCGGAUCUUGUACUUCGGGCCUCAGGUGUGCUGUGCUAUGCUGUGCUGUGCGAUGCUAUGCUACACAGGUCCCGGGUACGUGCGAGUAUAUGUACAUGGAGAGGUGAAUGCUCCGCGGGCCAGGUUGCGAGGUUUCGCAAUAUGAAUACAGAGGCCCAAGCGAGAGAGUGCAGGAUGACGAAGGGAGUAGGGCGA